AAACAGUGAGGGGAGGAGCCAGGGAGUUGAGAGAGGGAGAGAAGGGAGGCAGAGAAAAAGCAGACGGGCUGCUGAAAAUGGAGAGCACACGGAGAAAGGUGAUCGGAGAUUAUUCAAGAGCAUGUCAAAAUAGGAAGACCACAACAGUUACACUAAACUCAAAAUAGGGAAUAACUCCACCGCAUAGACCCUUUUAGAAGAAGGAUCCAGCCUGCGAGAGCAACAUUUAGCUGUUUGAUUUCAGCACAAGAUCAAGUCAGUAGAAGAGAAGGUGUUUCUCAGUAUGAGUCGAGAUGGGCGGAGGAAGAGGGACAGGGAUGACAACGGUUGGGCCUCCAUGGGUGGCUACAUGGCUGCUAAGGUGUCCAAGCUGGAUGAGCAGUUUAAGAUGGAUGCCCCCAGAGAGAAACAGAAAGAUGGAGCCUGCUCUAGCAUCUUCGCUGGGGUGGCCAUAUAUGUCAACGGGUACACAGACCCCAGUGCGGACGAGCUGCGCAGGCUGAUGAUGCUGCAUGGGGGUCUGUUUCACAUGUACUACUCCCGCUCCAAGACAACCCACAUAAUCACCACCAAUCUGCCCAACAGCAAGAUACAGGAGCUGAGGGACCAGAAGGUGGUCCGGCCGGAGUGGAUCACUGACAGUAUCAAGGCUGGCCAUCUCCUGUCCUACCUGCAGUACCAGCUCUAUGCCAAGCAGAAAGGCCUGACCUUCCCCAGUGUGUGUGUUCGCCAGGGCCAGGAGGCUGCAGGACUCAUCCACGGGCAAACCCAACCCAGCCACAGCCUCCCUGUACCCAGCCUCAAUAACCUCAUACCUGUCCUCAACAACCCAUCCCCCAGCCUUGGGAAGCCCCUAUCCAGCCACCACACUCCUAUAUCCAGCCACAGCAUUCUACACAUAGACAAUCUCCUCCCCCAGCCCAACCAGUGUAACCCGCUAUCUGGUGACCUCAACCCCCAGCCCAGCCACUCGCUCCCCCUCGCCAGUCACCUCAACCCUCAGUCCAGACACUUUAGCCCAGGACACUGCUUUCUCAGCCCCUACUCCUCCAAUCACCUCUACUCUGACCCAGGACACAUCCCCCACCACCCACCCAGCCAAGGGCAGGCCAAGCCAGGCUGCAUCCAGCCUCUUGCUCCAGCCGACACCCACUUACAGACCCCCGGUCCCAUCCCAGCUCACCCCAGCCAUGAGCACUCUAAACCUGGGCACGCACAACCUCAGUCCAGCCUCUCCUUCUCCAACCACCUCCAGCACAGCUACCGGGAUCUGGACUUCAGACUAAAUGGAUCAUUACUGACCUAUGACAAAAUGAGGACCGCCCAAAUAAACUGGGUGCAAGAGGGGGGCGGAGAGGACCCCUGUUCUGUCAGACCCACCAGAGGGGCAACGGACCCCCCUCUGACCAAUGGUCACGCCCACCCUGUGAAUGGUGCCUUAAAGCCUCUGGAUCUCUCCCCCAACCCCACACUACCCACAGACACACCCCUGAACCCUGACAGGAAGUCCACGGGGGGGUCUGUGUCCCUGCAUCCUGCCAGCCCCCUAUCCAACUCCCCUUUGAAAUCUGACCCCCCCAAACUUCUCCACAGCCCCCCCAGGAACCCAACUCCUCCCCCUGUGUCUCACCACAGACACCACGAACAACUGGCCAAUGAACAGCAACCCAAACCUCCGCCACCCACCUAUCAGGAGGCGACGGCUGCCUUGGCGUCCCGCCCCCUCGUUCUCUCACCGCCGAAGCCCCGUCAAUCAGAUUCCCCUCCUGAGAAACCCCUCCCCCUUGAUAACCCAAACCGCUCCACUUCCCCUGUCCGUCUGAAUGGCAGUCACCACAAUGCCUUUACACCUAACCCCGCCCCUCUUGAAACCAACAACUUAUCAGCUAUUCCCUCAAAUCCCGCCACUCCAGACAGCGACCACCAAUCAGUACUGGCGAAGACCGGGGGGAUCAUCUCAGAGUUCUACUCCCACUCUCGUCUACAUCACAUCUCCACGUGGAGGAGUGAGUUCUCUGAGUAUGUCAACACGCUGCAGAGCAGGAGGAGGGCCACGGGGGGCGCCACAUUCCCCGGUAGAGACAGGCUCAAACGCCAGAGGAGAGAGGGCUCGUCAGCUGCUCCUGGCCCUCAGUCCUGUAUCCUGCAUGUGGACAUGGACUGUUUCUUUGUCUCCGUGGGGAUCAGACACAGGCCCGACCUUAAAGGGAAGCCAGUAGCUGUGACCAGUAACCGUGGUCCAGGCAGAGUGGCCCAGAGGCCUGGCGUUGACCGCCAGCUGGAACUGCAGUACUACCAGAGGAAAUACUCCCAUGCAGGCGUCUCGGAGAGGAAGGAUGGGGACCUGGAGGAAAUGACCUCGGCCGAGAGUCACGUCUCCCACUCCCACCCGGACACAACUUGCCUCUCUAUGGCUGAGAUUGCCUCCUGUAGCUACGAGGCCAGGCAGGCAGGAGUGAGGAAUGGGAUGUUUUUUGGCCAGGCCAAACAGCUGUGUCCUUCCCUGCAGUCUGUCCCUUAUGACUUCCAGGCUUACAAGGAGGUGGCACUGGCUAUGUACGAGACCCUCGCCAGUUAUACUCACAACAUUGAGGCUCUGAGUUGUGAUGAGGCGUUGGUGGAUUGCUCUGCCCUGCUGGCUGAGUUGGGUGCUACACCUGAAGAGCUGGCCAGCGCCAUCCGGACAGAUGUCAGGGAGAGGACUGGGUGCACUGCCUCGGUGGGCAUGGGGUCCAACAUCCUGCUGGCGAGGAUGGCGACCCGGAAGGCCAAGCCAGACGGACAGUACCUCCUGAGGUCAGAGGAAGUGGACGACUUCAUCAGGGACCACAGGGUCACUAGCCUGCCAGGUGUGGGCCGUUCUAUGGGCGCAAAGCUGGCGUCUCUGGGUGUGAGGUCGUGUGGGGACCUGCAGCAGGUGUCUCUACAGCAACUGCAGAAGGAGUUUGGCCCUCGCACCGGGCAGACCCUCUUCAGGUUCUGCCGAGGUCUCGACGACCGGCCCGUACGCAGCGAGAAGGAAAGGAAGUCUGUCUCGGCCGAGAUGAACUACAACGUCCGCUUCACACAGGUGGACGAGGCGGAGUCGUUCCUGACCAACCUGUCCAUGGAGGUACAGAAGCGUCUUCAGGGGGCGGGGCUCAGGGGUCGCAGACUGACCCUAAAGGUCAUGGUGCGUAAGGUGGGGGCCCCGGUGGAGCCAUCCAAAUAUGGUGGUCACGGCAUCUGUGACAAUCUGGCCAGGUCAGUGACCCUGGCCCAGUCGACAGACAGUGGUCAGUUGAUAGGCAGUGAGGUCAUCAAGCUGUUCCACUCAAUGAGGCUGGAGGUGCAGGACCUGAGGGGGGUGGGCCUUCAGGUGCAGCUCCUUGAUGGGGCUCACUCAGCCCCCUAUGACCCCUCCGGCCCUAAAACACGCUCCAUCAGAGACAUGCUUCUGGCCCAGCGGCCCCCCACCCAACACAACCACACAGAUUUGCUAGCUGAUGCUCCUGUUGCUGACUCAACCACCAAUCAGGGGAAGAGUUCCUCUGCCAGAGUCCCACCCCCCUUCUCCACUCUCCGCCCUCCUUCGCCUGCUGAUCCAAUCCCAGGGACAAGUAAAGAAGAGCCUCUGCCCUCUACGCGCACACCUAACCAUGUUCGGACACGCCUCAACCUCAGCAUCGAGGUCCCCUCUCCUUCACAGGUGGACAGGUCAGUGUUGGAUGCCUUGCCUGCAGAAUUGAGAGAACAGGUGGAGCGCUCCUGGACCCACAGAGAGAAAGAGAGAUCCCACAAUGGGUCACACCACCGCCCCUCUACCCCUCACCCCUCAUCCCUUCUUUCUUCCCCCUCCUCUCCUCCUACCCCCGCUGCCCUUCCUGUAGGAACACUGGUGCUUCAGAUCCCCAACCAGCCUGGACAGCCUGGCUCCACGGGCAUCAUACUGGAACUGCCUGACUUUUCCCAGGUUGACCCGGAGGUGUUUGCAGCGCUCCCCAGAGAGCUCCAGGAGGAACUGCGUUCAGCGUACAGCCGCAGAGAGACCGCCCAGGCCCAAGGCAUCAUCAUGGCAGAGCAGAGGAACCCCCUGUUGCAGCUGAAGCAGGUUGGAGUGGGUCGGGUGAAGAGGCGCUACAAGAAGAAGAACACCAACUCCAGUCCCAUUAAGAAAGGCCUCUCCCCUCUAAAGAGGCCCCACCCACCAGGAAACAGCCCUGCCAAAGCCCUACAGCACCCGCUCAGACCGAGGGACCUAUCCAACGGCCUCAAGCUGGAGAAUGGACCUUCCACAUCCUCCCUAAAGCAGGAUGUCCCAGAGACUCUGUCUAAGUUCACCCCUCGCCCUGAACCCACCCUGGCUGGAGCCUGUGAUUUCACGGACAUCCGAACACUACUCAGAGAAUGGGUCACUACCAUAUCAGAACCCAUGGAGGAGGACAUUCUGCAGGUGGUCAAGUACUGCACUGAUCUGAUCGAGGACAAAGACCUGGAGAAACUUGACCUGGUCAUCAAGUACAUGAAGAGGUUGAUGCAGCAGUCUGUGGAGUCUGUGUGGAGCAUGGCCUUUGACUUCAUCCUGGACAACGUGCAGGUGGUGGUACAGCAGACCUACGGCAGCACUCUGAAGAUCACAUAGGAGAGGACACGGCAGGCUCUAGCCAAGUCUCAAAUCGCACCUUAUUCCCCACAUAGUGCACUGGUCAAAAGUAGUGCACUAGUAUGUGGGGGAUAGGAUGCCAUUUGAGAUCCAGUUUUGCUCCUCCACACACUCUGCAUCAGUGUUCUGUUUGUUGUACCACUGUUACAUCAUCAAACUAUUACAUCAUAAUCCUGACGGGAGGAGCUGUCUUCUCUUCUUGUGACAUCACAGUGAAAGUUCUGUGACAUCAGCUCAGCAAGCCCCAUAGAAUUAGUAAUAAUAGGAUCUAUAUGACAAGCUCUCUCUCACUGACCUGCGUUCUAUUUCGACUUCAUUAUGACACGCGUCAGCAGAACACAGCACAGGAAUCGGCUGCACUACACUUCAGCAGCCUGAAUAUCAACUUGGCCCGACACGCACUGUCCAACCUUCAAUGAGCCGGGGGGGGGGGCAGCAGGAACACUCCUCCUGUAGCCCUGUUGGUCAGGACCCACUGAAUCUCAUGAGUGAUGGCUGACUCGGCCAUUAGGUGUGUGAAUAUGCCAAAUAUCACAGUCUGAUGGUGGCCAUGGAAUCUCCUUGCCUUCUUGACGGUCUACUCUGCCCCCCCCCCCCCCCCCCCUAUUCUGUGACAUCCAGGGUUUGGAGGCAGAAAGAAGGAAACCAUAGACAUCCACUUUUCCUGGCUCUGUUUCUUUUCUCUCUGCUUUUCACCAGUCGUUCUGUUACUCUAAGCUCUGCCACCAUAGCCUCAGAGGUAUCUGCAAACUGACAUGGUAGCAAAAAGAUGCAAAAACAUCCUGUUUGGGAGAUUGUUUUUAAAAAGCAAGCAAAUUUUUUUUUUUUUGACCUUUCCUCUGCAAAAAAAAACAAAAAGUGCCAAACCUUGUUAUGGCAUGUAAAUUGUGUUUUCAACACCUCUUGUUAAGUUUCAAAAGAAAACAACUUUCUAUAUAGACAUUCUUAUGUUUUCUCUUGUAUUGGUUACAAGUAGUGUGUUAUUAACUGUUAGUUCUCUCUUUUGCUCUUUCAUCGUGUGUGUUUGUGACGGGGAUGGAAACCAACAUUUGGCCGAAGCACUUAUGUAACUUUUUUAUGCAACCUCUAUAGGUUGACACAGAAUUGCAAUGGUGUGAAGUGGCUUCCUCUCCUUCAACUACACUGAUGAGAAAAUCUAGGAGAAGGCAAUACUAUAUCGCUUUGGAUAGCUACUAUCUGACGUGCAGAUGGUGAGGAGGGGAAGCCAUUUUAGGCUGUUGUGAGGCACCCACUCUCCUUAUGAGCUGUCAAUACUCUGACAUCAAAUGAAAUAAUACUUGCUUAUGCCCUCACAAUGUCACACCUUUUUGUGACGUUGCAGAAUUAAAAUGUUCUCUUAUUGUGACAUCGCGGGAUACAAAUGUUCAAGAGAGCACACAUUUGUUGCAAAAAAAAAAAAAGAACUGACAGUUUUCUCUCAUUGUGACAUCAGCAGAGUGGAUGACAUGGUGGUUUUGAAAUGGUUUCUACUGUACCCAAUCCAUGAUCAUAUAACGGUGAGUAUGCUGGGGAAAUGAAUGUAGUUCUAAACACAGGAGACACAGACAAUCCUUUGUUGAGUUUAUUUCCUUAGAAUGUGUAUGCUGUGGUCUGAGUGACUGUAUAAUGCUCACUUUUCCUCUCAUCUGCCCUAACUCUACAAAAGGGAAGGGCCAGAAGGAAUUAUCUCAUUGGUCAGUGUACCUGUCUAUCACGACUGACCCGUGCCUGAAGACCUGAAGCUGUGACAUCAUUUGUAUGUUUUCUAAGAACUUGAUAAUAAACUUGGAACUUGUAAAAUUC
Molecule: messenger RNA, 6445 nt
Organism: Oncorhynchus mykiss (rainbow trout)
Lineage: Eukaryota; Metazoa; Chordata; Actinopteri; Salmoniformes; Salmonidae
Gene: rev1
Product: REV1 DNA directed polymerase
Biological process (GO): error-prone translesion synthesis; error-free translesion synthesis
Cellular component (GO): nucleus
Molecular function (GO): damaged DNA binding; deoxycytidyl transferase activity; DNA-directed DNA polymerase activity
Source: RefSeq, a predicted model, not a curated record